AUUUUUUGUUUUGUGCUAAUAAAUAUACCUAGAAACUUUUAAUUUUUAAUCAAAUACAGUUAACUAUAAUAAUUAGGAACAUCAUGUUAAACAGUUCAAGUAAAGCUAUUUGUAGCCGAGGAUUUAUACCAAAUAUCAUCAGUGUUCGAUACAGAAGAGUCAACGUACAGAAACCCAGAAAACCAGAUCACUACCGUGCAGUCAUUGAAACAAUAUCAAUUCCUAAAUAUCCAUGGCCAAAACCAUCAGAUAUGCCAUGGAGUGAAAGAUGCCCUAAACCAUUCAGUAAAGCAUUUAAACAAAUCGAAAAUAAUCCAUAUGAAAAUAUUUUAGCUAAAGAACUUAGAGAAUUAUUUGAACAGAGUGCAAUGGUUGCAAUAUUUCAUAAAAAUCCAGUUAAAGGAGAAAUUGACUUCAAAACUAAAAAAACUUUUAAAAUGGCUGGUAUGGAACACGUUGUGUAUGGUAAAAGCACUUUAAAUCUAGCCUUAGCAGACACAAAUUAUGCUGCAGUGUUAGAUUUAUUUCAAUCACACAGUUCAAUAGUAUUCAGUAGCACAUCACAGGUACCUAAAUUAUUAAAAAUUACGAAAAAGAUGCCUCAUUUAAUUUUAUUAGCAACCAUAAUUGAUGGAAAAUUGUUAAGCAAAAACCAAACUAUAGAAUAUGGAAACCUGGUAAAUAUUGAUAACGCCAGAGCAGCACUGAUUGGUGUAAUACAACAAGUAAACAAUAGGUGCUUGCAGACUAUAGGACAAACACAGUUGACAAUGGUUCGAUAUUUGGAACAAUAUGGAAAGUCAUUAGAUAUUAAUACAGAAAAAAAGUCCACAGAAGAAUCAGACUAACUUUAAAUGUCAAAAUAAACUUUAUAAGAAGCAUUUUGUUGUUUAUACUAUAACAUAAAUUUUAUGAACAAUU
Melanaphis sacchari is the source of this 921-nucleotide messenger RNA. RefSeq names its product 39S ribosomal protein L10, mitochondrial (gene mRpL10). Bases 84 to 848 code for a protein of 254 amino acids. The record is from RefSeq and is a predicted model, not a curated record. Gene Ontology annotation, biological process: translation. Gene Ontology annotation, cellular component: mitochondrial large ribosomal subunit. NCBI's taxonomy places the organism in Eukaryota, Metazoa, Arthropoda, Insecta, Hemiptera, Aphididae. The transcript has a single exon. Gene Ontology annotation, molecular function: structural constituent of ribosome.